Lodderomyces jiufengensis is the source of this 1848-nucleotide messenger RNA. It is a transcript of the gene MED17, whose product is annotated as Med17p. Gene Ontology annotation, biological process: regulation of transcription by RNA polymerase II. The transcript has 2 exons. Lineage: Eukaryota; Fungi; Ascomycota; Pichiomycetes; Serinales; Debaryomycetaceae. Gene Ontology annotation, cellular component: mediator complex; core mediator complex. Gene Ontology annotation, molecular function: transcription coregulator activity. The record is from RefSeq and is a predicted model, not a curated record. The coding region runs from base 1 to 1848 and encodes 615 amino acids.
AUGACAAGUGAAAACUUUUAUAUUGAUCUAGACUUUGAUAAAGAAGGUCAAAAAGAUCCAUUUGUACAGAAUGAAGACGAUCUUUCAUUAAGAGAAUUAAUUCCAAGAAUAUUACAUGAACGUAAAUCAUUUUUAGGAUUAACCGAAGAAUCAUUAAGGGAUGAAAUUAAUAAAUUGAAUCAAAUCUCCGACGAAAAUCAAGAUGAAAAAGUUUCACCACAAAUAAACUCCGAAAUAAAAGAAUUAAAUGUUGAUGAAGAAGAGGAUGAAGAGAUGGAACAAGAACAAGAGACUGAAGCAGAAACAGAAGAGGUAGAGGAAAAUAAAACAAUAACAUCCAAUGAUAUUCAACAAAAUUUUAAUAAACAAAAAUUCGAAUUAACGAAAGCUAUAAAUAAUGCCUUGAACGAAACUUCUUUAUCAUUAGAUUUCGUUUCGUUAUUAGUUGCAUCAGUUAAGCCAAAUGUUGCUAAAAAUACAAUGUCACCUCAUCUAUCAAAAUUUGUAAAACCAUCGUCUUUAAAUUCUGACAAAUUAAUGGGCGAAGAACUGACUAGUAAUGGAAAUUCCAAUGGAAGUAGUAUUCAUGAUAAUUUAAAAGAAACUACAUCAGAAGUUUCAAAAUCGACUAAAAUAGGUCAAGGUUGGAAAUCUGAGUCUAUCAAAAAGAUAACUGAAAUGUUCAAACAAUCAAGUGAAAAUAUUCAACAACAAGUUAUUAAAGAAAAAAAUUAUUGGAAUAUGAUUAAUUUAGUAUUAUCAAAUAAUGAAGCAUUGUUUAGAAUGAGAGAUCCAGCUAAUAAUGCAAGGGCAAUAGGAGUCAAAUACGGAUAUGGGGAUUCUGGAUCCGAUUAUUAUGAUAAAGGUUUGGGUUUAUUAAGAAAGAAUAUUCAAACUGGAGAAAUUAAAUUUCAUGCAUUAUCAUCAAUUGGUAAUAGAGUUGUUGAUAAAAUUUAUAAAUAUAUUAGAAUAAGAAUUCUUAGUAAAAUUGAAGGAGAUGAUGAUUUUAUAAUAACUGGACAAUCACAUUUUAAACUUGAAUUUAAUAAUUCAAAACAUGAUAUUAUAAAUGAAAUUGAAAAAGCAAGAUUAUUUUUAUUUGAAGAAGAUUUAUUUUAUCAAUUAAGUAAUGAAGCUAAAUUAUUAAUUAGUUAUAAUGUGAAUGUUAGUUCAAAUAAAGUAUCAAUUGAAAUUGAAAACCAAAUGAUUGAAAUUGAAAAUAUAACUUAUGAUGAAUCAAAUGAAGACGAAUUGAAUAAUUAUUAUCAAAAUGUAAAUUCAUCAUCAUCAAUAAAUAACAACAAAUGCCAAUUGAUUUUAUCAUAUUUUAAGUUAAUGCUUUGUUGUUUUUAUAAAUAUAAUUUAAAAUUAAAACAAAAAGUCCCCACGUCAUUAAUCAAGUGGAAACAAAAAAAUUCACACCCUUUAAUACUAAGACCAUUUUUAGGUAAUAUAAAACAUGUAUCAUAUAUAAAUACUAUUGAAAAAAUAAUCAAUGAAAUAACUAAAGAAAACAGCGAUAUCAAAUCAGAUUCAACAAUAGAUAAAUUUGUGAAUCUAGAUCUUAAUACCAAAAACAAUCCAUUUCAAAAAUCAAUAGAAAAACCUAAAUCCAAAAUAAACUUAACACUAGUCAAUAAAAAGGGAGAAAUUCUCAAAAUUAAAAUAAUAAUAACAACAAAUGAAUUAUUCGUCAACCUAAUCUUGAAAUUAUUCGUUUACAAGUAUGAAUCCCAAGAAAAUGAAACAAAUAAUAUAAAUUGUAUUAAUAUUUUACAAAAUGAAUUUAAUGAUUUUGAUGAAUUAAAAGAAAAUUUACAAUGGUUAAUUGAAGAUUUUAAAAGUUAA